AUGCCGAAGCAAAACCAGACUUCUAUAACCGCAGCGCUGCUGCAUGCUUCUAAAGGCAAUGAUACUCCUCAUGAAGGUAUCUUGAAGGCAGCCAAGGAUCGCCGCGAGCACAGUGUAGCUGCUCUACCACAAAUGAACGCGAAGGCCGUCGCAAUUGCCGCUCAAAUCAAGGAACUUCGGCUGCAGCAAAGAGCUGUAGCAGCUGGCAUCGCACGCCUCGAAGGAGACAUUUUGGUCUGCGAUAGACUGUUAGCACCAAUCCGACAAGUCCCACUCGACAUCCUUCCCAGUCUAUCAUCCGCAAUACUGUGGGACAAGCUUUUCCUGGACAUCAAGAAAACGGACCGCAGUUCUCUUGAGCAAGUUGAAUGUGCAGCAAAAGAGUGGUUUUCGCGGGCAAGAGCUCGUCCGCUGUCGCUCUUCGUCGAUUGGGAAGGGGAUACUCCUUCAAAACCAGAUGUUUUUCGCCGAUUUCUCAAUCAUCUAUCUCCCAAAAUCCACCAUCUAGGGCUUGGUGCUUGGAACUUAGCUGAUCUCCUUCGUCAUUUUAAUACCAGUACCACCUGGCACUGGCCAAAUCUCCAAUAUCUCGACCUCAUUGAACAUAGGUCUUGGCAUGCAGAUGACGAAGGAGAGCUGCCACCAGAUAUAGUAAUGUUCAAUUUCGACGCAGCAGACAACCUGAAGCAAGUUUCCAUUAGCUACAGAUUCACAUCUGAGCAUCACGCAUACCGUUUUCUCCCGUGGGACUCCUUGACACACAUUGUCCUUGAAAAUUGGGUGCGUCUUGAGUACUGGUGGGAUAUCUUUCGAUGGUGCUCGUGCCUUCAAGCCGGACAAUUCUUCGUGGACAAUUUCUAUUUGUGGGAUGCCCCGGAACCUCAGCCAGAAAACAUGGAGCAGAAAUACACUCAUCCUGACCUGGAAGUCCUUGAUCUUGUCUUAUAUUGUUAUGACGAGAGCGCCAUCGGGAUGACGGUACCCUUUACAUUCCGGAAACUGAAGAGCCUCUGCAUCCACCGUAGCGAUGAAGGAUCUCAGGCUCGUGUCAUGAACUGGCCUCGUUCAAGCUGCGUUAAUUCCUUUGAUUCCCUUCGCAUAUUAACUCUUGAAGAUGGUUGGCUCUGUUACGAUGCGGAUUACAUGGUUGGCAUCUUAUCUGAGAUGGUCAGCCUGUCUGAGCUCGUCGUGCAAUCCAUCUACAUUGUCAACAUCGAUUCGGAGUCAGAUAAUUACAGGAACCCAAAGGUCUUCGACGCGAUGACUGCCACCAACACCAAUGUCAUCCUCCCCAGGCUAACCAUACUCCGUCUGUCAUUCAACGGUGACUACAUUCGGGACUACGUCCCUGUUUUUCAAGCAAUGCUGCUGUCCCGCACCCAGUUCCUUCCACCCAAUUGCAGUCGUCUGGAAGAGCUGGAAAUCGCCCUCGGCUACUCAGAGUCUGACGAGCAGCUCUUCAAGGAAGACCUCGCAUCCAUUGAACAGCAGGGCUUUUCCAUUCACUGGAAUAACAGCACCAAUGGUCUGGUAGAUAAAGCGCCUUGUAACUUCCGUCGCCCGUUCCAACGUCCUUAG
This is a messenger RNA of Cyclocybe aegerita, 1578 nucleotides long. The record is from the annotation of a GenBank genome assembly. NCBI's taxonomy places the organism in Eukaryota, Fungi, Basidiomycota, Agaricomycetes, Agaricales, Hemipholiotaceae.